Messenger RNA from Pundamilia nyererei, 408 nucleotides. RefSeq names its product ladderlectin-like. The transcript is spliced from 4 exons. Lineage: Eukaryota; Metazoa; Chordata; Actinopteri; Cichliformes; Cichlidae. The record is from RefSeq and is a predicted model, not a curated record. The coding region runs from base 1 to 408 and encodes 135 amino acids.
AUGUCCUCUGGUUGUCCUCAUGGUUGGUCUUAUUUCAAUCAUCGCUGUUUUGUCUACGUUCCAAGAUCCAUGAGUUGGGGUCAAGCUGAGAGAAACUGCAAGUCAAUGGGUGGACACCUUGCAUCUGUGCACAGCAGCAACGAGUACCGUCACAUUCAGAAGCUCACUAGUGAUCAUGACUACAUGGAAACUUGGAUUGGAGGAACUUAUGAAUUCGAGGAAAAAGUUUGGCUGUGGAGUGAUGGGAGCUCUUUUCACUAUACACACUGGUGCCCAGGAGAGCCUAGUGGUGGCAACCAGAAUUGUCUCCAGAUAAAUUAUACCCCUUCCAAGUGUUGGGAUGAUCUGGGGUGUGGCUUACAUCUGCCAUCUGUCUGUGCCAAGGAAAAAUCAACACUCCUCGGCUGA